This is a messenger RNA of Penicillium canariense, 1812 nucleotides long. RefSeq names its product gamma-glutamyltransferase family protein. The record is from RefSeq and is a predicted model, not a curated record. Lineage: Eukaryota; Fungi; Ascomycota; Eurotiomycetes; Eurotiales; Aspergillaceae. The coding region runs from base 1 to 1812 and encodes 603 amino acids. The transcript has 4 exons.
AUGCCGCUCAACGCCAAAGCCGUCUAUGCGAAAUCGGACCCCGCGUAUGUGCCUUUUGCCAGUCGGCGGAGCACUAUCCACAGCAAAAAUGGCAUUGUAUCAUGCACCCAACCACUAGCCGCGGCAGCGGGCCAUAAGAUUCUGAGCCAGGGUGGAAAUGCAGCGGAUGCAGCCGUUGCCGUUGCGGCCGGCCUGAACAUGACCGAACCUGGAUCGACGGGUAUUGGAGGGGACAUGUUCUGCCUUUUCUACAAUGCCAAAACGAAGAAAGUCCAUGCGUUGAACGGGUCUGGGCGGUAUCCCGGCGAAGCAACCCUAGACAAGGUGCGCAAGGAACUGAACCUCGCCCCUGGCGCAAGUGGCAGUAUUCCCAUGUUGAGCGCGCUGGCGGCCACUACGCCCGGCGCGGCUGCAGGCUGGGUGGACACAGUCGAGAAGUUUGGGAGCGGGAAGUUGUCGAUGCAACAGAUCUUGCAGCCGGCUAUUGAGAUGGGUGAGAGUGGAUUUCCAGUAUCGGAGCUUUCGUCCCACGGGUGGCAAGAGAGCGAGAGCGACAUCCGCAACGCGUCGCCCAACUUCCGUGAGAUGCUCAAGGAUGAUCCCUCCGCCAAGGAUGGCGUCCGCGCUCCCCUUCCAGGGGAGAUCAUGAAGAACCCCAGCCUUGCAAGGACGUUCCGCGCCCUGGCAGCAGAGGGCAAGAAGGGCUUCUACCAGGGCCGAGUGGCGCAGGAGAUCGUCCAGGUGGUUAAGAACGGGGGCGGAUUUAUGACCCUCGAGGACCUGGCAUAUCAUGCCGAGGUCGGCACCCAGGAGACAGAAGCCAUCUCUCUUAAGUUUACCGGCCAGGAUAUUAUCUCUAAGCAGACUCCUGGGACGGAUGGAGAGCCCAACCAGGGCGUGGAGAUUUGGGAGCACCCACCAAACGGGCAAGGUAUUGUUGCAUUGAUGGCGCUUGGAAUUAUGGAGGAACUGGAACGAACGGGUAAAAUCCCUCGUUUUAGUCAAGCUCAGCACAAUUCCGCAGAGUAUCUCCAUGCGGUGAUUGAGAGUCUACGGAUCGCCUUUGCCGAUGCGGCCUGGUGGGUGACUGACCCAGACACCGAGCCAGUGCCGUCGCAAGGUCUGCUGGCGCGCGACUAUCUGGCCGAGCGGGCGAAGCUGUUCUCGCCUGAGCGCGUCGCCGACAUCGUGGAUCACGGGAGCCCUGCCCACAACCACUGCGAUACCGUUUACUUCGCAGUGACCGACUGCGAGGGCAAUGGUAUCUCCUUCAUCAACAGUAACUAUGCUGGCUUUGGUACCUCCAUCAUCCCGGCCGGCUGUGGUUUCACGCUGCAAAACCGCGGUUGCAACUUCUCUCUUGACCCUGGACAUCCCAAUGCAUUGGCACCGCGCAAGCGUCCGUACCACACCAUCAUCCCUGCCCUCAUCACGAACAUUGCCGAUGGAUCCUUGCACUCCGUCUAUGGCGUCAUGGGUGGCUUCAUGCAGCCGCAGGGCCAUGUGCAAGUCUUGUUGAACAUGCUGGCCUUCGGUUAUCACCCCCAGGCUGCGCUGGACUCCCCGCGUAUUUGCAUUGCUGCGCCAACACACGAGAGCAAUGACCGGACCAUCCUCGUGGAGGAGGGAAUCUCGAACGAGGUGGUGGAAGGCUUGCGUCGCCUGGGCCACAAGAUUGAAGUCUUGACUGAAUGGAAGCGGGCGAUGUUUGGUCGCGGUCAGAUCAUCCGUCUACACUAUGAUGACGGGUCGCUGGUGUAUAGCGCUGGCAGCGAUCCUAGAGGGGAUGGUAUGGCAUUCCCUCUCCUGUGA